Messenger RNA from Ricinus communis (castor bean), 2018 nucleotides. RefSeq names its product methylthioribose-1-phosphate isomerase. The transcript has 8 exons. Gene Ontology annotation, biological process: translational initiation. Bases 38 to 1816 code for a protein of 592 amino acids. Gene Ontology annotation, cellular component: eukaryotic translation initiation factor 2B complex. The record is from RefSeq and is a predicted model, not a curated record. Gene Ontology annotation, molecular function: guanyl-nucleotide exchange factor activity; translation initiation factor activity. NCBI's taxonomy places the organism in Eukaryota, Viridiplantae, Streptophyta, Magnoliopsida, Malpighiales, Euphorbiaceae.
AGAAACUAAACUAAACUUUCCUUAUAGAGCUCAAGACAUGUCAAAGAUACAUCCUCAAGCGCUUGUUCCUUCUUCAGCUCCUCCUUGUUACUUCACUUCUAAACAAGAAACUUUUACAAUAUGGAUGAAGUCUCUAGUUCUCAAUGGCAAGGGUUGCACUGUCUUCGAUUCGAACGGCCUUGUCGUCUAUCGUGUCGAUAAUUACAAUUGUAAGCGUAGAAACGAAGUUCAUCUCAUGGAUUUUAAAGGCGAGGUGCUAUUCACUAUACUAAGAAAGAAAUUAAAGCUGUGGGGUUGCUGGGAGGGGUAUCGAUCCAUUGAUGCAAAAAUUAACGAGACGAAGCCAGUUUUUCAAGUAAGAAGACCUUUCAGGCUAUUAAGAGGGGGAUUGGCAUGUAGUGUAAUUGUGGGGUUAGACAAGGAUCAACCAUCAGCUCAGUAUAAUAUAGUAAGUGGCUGGACUGGGAAGUCAAUAUGCAAGAUUGUUGAUAUUUCUGGGAUACUCAUUGCAGAGGUGAAGAGAAAGCAAUCAGGAAGUGGGGUCGUGUUGGGUGAAGAUGUAUUGACAAUGGUGGUGGAGCCAUCUAUCGAUCAUUCUCUAAUCAUGGGGCUACUUGUUAUGUGGUGGAGAUCAGCCUCUUUCAUUCUCGACAAACGACAGAACGACACCGUACAAGCAAACCCAGAAACCCUAACUCUCCCUUCUUCUUCUCCACCUCUAUCUUCCAUGGCCGAUACUCUUCAAAACCCUAACCCUCACGCUAAUUCUAACGUCUCCGCCUAUUAUCAGACACGCGCCGCUCACCAUGGCGUCGUUACGAGCGACUGGCUGGCUCAGGCGCAGGCAGCCGUCGGCGGCCAGCCGGAGGAUGUGGUGGCGCCUGUAAAUGAGGUCAGAGUUGCCGGAAAAGCGUUUAGUGUGAUUGAUGAGUUUAAUAAUUGGAGAAAACAACCGGAUUUAGCGGAAGCUGUUGCUGCGAUUAGAGCGCUUGCUGCUGUUAUUGGAAAUAGUGAGGCUACUACCAUGAUGGAGCUUGAAAUUGAACUUAAAAAGGCUUCCGAUUCGCUUAAAGCAUGGGAUACGACCUCUAUCUCAUUGACAGCAGGGUGUGAUUUGUUUAUGCGCUAUGUAACUAGAACUUCAGCCUUGGAGUAUGAGGAUUUUAAUUCAGCUAAAUCUCGUUUGAUUGAACGCGCAGAGAAAUUUGGAGAGAUAUCUUACAAGGCUCGUAGAAUUAUAGCGAUGCUUAGUCAGGAUUUCAUUUUUGAUGGUUGUACUAUUUUGGUUCAUGGUUUCUCUAGAGUCGUGUUGGAAGUCCUGAAGACAGCUGCACAAAAUAAGAAGCUUUUUCGAGUGUUUUGCACAGAGGGAAGGCCUGAUAGGACAGGAUUAAGGUUGUCCAAUGAGUUGGCCAAGCUUGAUGUUCCUGUGAAACUUCUAAUAGACUCUGCUGUGGCAUAUACUAUGGAUGAAGUAGACAUGGUUAUUGUUGGAGCAGAUGGAGUCGUUGAAAGUGGAGGUAUAAUUAACAUGAUGGGAACAUAUCAGAUUGCCCUAGUGGCACACAGCAUGAAUAAACCUGUUUAUGUGGCUGCUGAAAGCUAUAAGUUUGCUCGCCUUUAUCCAUUAGAUCAGAAAGACUUGGCUCCUGCAUUACGCCCGAUUGAUUUUGGUGUACCCAUUCCAUCAAAGGUGGAGGUUGAGACAUCUGCCAGGGAUUACACUCCUCCUCAAUAUCUGACAUUGCUCUUUACAGACCUUGGCGUACUCACUCCAUCUGUUGUUAGUGAUGAAUUGAUUCAGCUAUACUUGUAGUAAUUUUUUCGGCUAUACUUUAGUCAUGCUUGAACCUGAAUUUAAUAUUUUUAAAUUUUAUGUUGAUAGAAACUGAUCCCUAUUAUAGUUUUAGACAUAAUCUAUACGAAUGCGUUGUAUUCUGUUGACAAAUUUGAAUCCAAUUGCACUUGUGCAUUUUAUGGAUGGGCAGUUAAAUCCAUCCUUAUUAUUGAUAGCAAAA